UCCUUGCUCGGAUCCUGUCCACAAUUCUUCUUCUUCACCCCACCCACCCACAUUUCCAAGGAAAAACAUCGUUUUCCUUCACACCUAGCUCACACUCACUCUCUUUUUUACAAAACCUUUAUCCAUUCAUCCACCGGCAACCUGCUAAACCACACUUCCUCCAUCCUCUUCAAACGCAUUUCUUCGCUUUACCUUCCCGGUAAACAACCGGUUGCGGGUCAACCACCCGUUAACUUAAAACACUGAAAAAACCGACAGAGUCAUUUACACACAAAGCUUGCAGACAUUAAGUUAUACCCACGGACACAUGAAUGGUGGUCUUAGCAAACUCGGGACUGCGCUCACUAUAGUGUUUGCGGCCAUUCUCGCAGCCCUAGCAGCCCAGCUCUUCUUCCUCCUCCGGCGCAGGAGGAAGUCUCAGUCUCAGACCCGGAUCGGGCACCACGAAAACCCGCCUCACUCACAGCACCACAGCAGCGUCGACGUUGACGUGGACGACGUGUUCAAGUGGCAGCAGGCACUGUACGGCGUGUCGUCAAGGGUUUUGUUCACGAUCGAGGAGGAGGAGGAGAGAAAGGUUCUGGACUCCGCCGAGACGACGACGCACUCGUCGUGCGCGGAGAAAGAGGUGAAGACGACGACGACGGUGGUGCUGGACGUAGCUGUGACGGUGAUGAGUGUAGAGGUGGACGAGGGGACGACGCCGUUUUCGACUCCUUGUGCUUCGCCGCCGUACUAUACUCCGUCUCCUUCUCCCGGUCGUGAGACUUGUAGCGUGUAAUAAAGAAGGUCCGGGUAGGGUCCUGGGCUUGGGCUGUCGGGUCAAGCGAUGAUCUUGCCGUGUUAGCAAGCACAAUAUUGGACGAUGGUGUUUAAUUUGUUUAACUUUUAAUUUUUAAUUUUGGGGCAACCGGUAGCAUUAUGUUUUAAGUUUUGGGUUUCAAUUAAUGUAGUUGCAUGGCAAGUGUAGCGGUUUAGGUGAUCAUUGAUUGCUGAUGCUUUUUAGUACAAAAAUGGAUGGAAAGCAAAAGUAUGCAAUGAAUAGACGUUGGUGAAAAUACCUCUAGUUUUUGCUGUUAUCUCAAUGAACUUGUGUUUAUAGUUGCUAA
Messenger RNA from Prunus avium (sweet cherry), 1109 nucleotides. RefSeq lists its product as uncharacterized. The record is from RefSeq and is a predicted model, not a curated record. Lineage: Eukaryota; Viridiplantae; Streptophyta; Magnoliopsida; Rosales; Rosaceae.